Molecule: messenger RNA, 4319 nt
Organism: Bombus impatiens (common eastern bumble bee)
Lineage: Eukaryota; Metazoa; Arthropoda; Insecta; Hymenoptera; Apidae
Product: MAP kinase-interacting serine/threonine-protein kinase 1
Exons: 5
Coding region: 1578-3161 (527 amino acids)
Biological process (GO): intracellular signal transduction; peptidyl-serine phosphorylation; protein autophosphorylation
Cellular component (GO): nucleus; cytoplasm
Molecular function (GO): ATP binding; calcium-dependent protein serine/threonine kinase activity; calmodulin binding
Source: RefSeq, a predicted model, not a curated record
AUCAGUGAUUCUCAAGGGUUCUUCAGCGAUUUAUUAUUCAAGGAAAUAGAGGAAAAAGCAAUGUGAAAAAGUGAAAGAGAGGAAGAAAGUGUUUUUAACGUUUAAUUUUUCUAUUGUUGGCCUGACUAUUAAAUUAGUCACGACUACUUUCAAUCGCGAUUCCUAAUUCAUAGAAUAGCUUUCUAAGCGACAUUUGCAUGGUAACAAGCAAAUGUCGAGUAAGUAUUCAAUUAUAAAAUAUCGACGAUGAAUUCAUUGAAAAUAGAAUUGUAAAUCACGUAAAGAUUGCAUCAUACGAUUCGGUAAUUACGUGAGUGUACUUCGGAGCGUUCGAGAACCCCUGACUAAGAGCUACGUGACGCGGCGUCGUUUCAGAGGGCGUCGACGAAGUCGCCCGAUCCUACGUAGAAGUAAAACGACACGGGAGUGGGGAGGUUAGAGGGAACGGCACGAGCGUGGUGGGAGCAGUGGACAUCGAUGCUGCCGGGAGUGCCGGGACGAGAGCAGUGAGGUUGGAGAGGGGGCAGGCUGUUAGUAAGCGAAGUGGCCAUCUUGCGAAGUUCAGUCGGAAACGAACUGCCGAGCAGUGAGGGAAGGUGAAAGGAAAGACUCGAUGUGUUAGCUGAAGGAUUUUUAAUGCGCUUCCGAGCCGGGCUACCGCUACGUGCGAAAGGCUGUGCGAUACCGACAACGGAACAGCGACCAUCCGCGGAGAUUUUCGUAUACGGAAAAAGUUAGUUUAUCCGACGAAAGGUCUCAGAGUACGAUCAGGAGACUCAAGGGUACAGAAGUAGCCGAAGUUUCGACGUUAGAGGAGAAAUUGAGAAGAAAUCGAGGAGGAGUCGUGCAGAAAUUUUGGUUCCAGCGGAGAAGAUUCGUCCGUUGACAAAACGUCUCAUCUGUUCGAAAGUGAUAGGCAAGACGAUAGAACUAUUUAUUCGUAUACCUAUAGUUCUGAAGGCAGUGAAGUGAAAGAAAUAGAAAAAAGUGAAGAAAAGGCGCGCAGUGUUUAAGUCUGUGAUAGUAUUUAUUCAAACGAUUCAGCUACGACGCGUAUCAUCUACCAUAGUAGUGUAGCAUCGUUUGUCGCUUCUGUAAGUCGCGAGAACUACAGAAACAGAGAAAUAGUCUUUAUAUAUUUAUUUAUAUCUGUGAUACCGACGCUGAUAUACAUCGAAUUAUCCCGAGGCAGAAACAUCGAGAACGAGCGAGAUAGAGAGCGAAAGCAAAAACGGGAGUACGUCGGUAAAGGGAGAAGAGAAAGGAUCGAAGAAAGCAACGUACAGUGGUUUGGGAAAUUGAAAUAGUGGGAAAGAAGAUUAUAUCAGUAACUUAGUGGAUUUACAUGUUUUUGUAUAUACGACUGACUCUUUUUUAUAAUUAUUGAUAUCGGAUUAAGAGAUAGGAGGAGAAAGAGUUUCAUCGCUGUUCGCUAGACGAAACAGAAAGGAGACUCGAAGAAGAGGAAAAAGGGGCAAAACAGAGUUUUGUUUCGAACGAGAACUACAUUUUCCUCUUUUACCCUUUUAUUUGGGAUAUUAAACCAUCGAAACUAAGUGGAAUUGUUGCGUGCAAAAAUGGUGGAGAAAAUCUUGGAAGAACAAGGAGACGGGAGUCAAGAAGUUACAAGAGAAGAAGCAAGUUGUAGAGAGACUGUGAAUACCGCAGGAGAAUCAAUGAGCGCCGUGCAAGCUCGACAAGAGGAAGCUAGGCGCAAAAGACGCAAGAAGAAACGCUCUGGAUCGUCUUUGAUGUCAGCUUGCUUCCAAGAACUAUACAAAUUAACCGGCGAAGUUCUUGGAGAAGGUGCUUACGCCUCAGUUCAAACUUGUAGGUCGCUGUAUACCGAUCUGGAGUAUGCCGUUAAAAUUAUCGACAAAAUUCCCGGUCACGCACGAGCACGUGUGUUUAAGGAAGUCGAAACGUUCCAUCAUUGCCAAGGCCAUCCAAAUAUCAUCCAAUUGAUCGAAUUUUUCGAAGACGAAGUAAAGUUUUAUCUGGUAUUCGAGAAAAUAAACGGUGGUCAACUGUUGAGUCGGAUACAAGAAAGAGUUCAUUUCAGUGAACGGGAAGCCAGUCAAAUAAUUCAAGAAAUCGCAAGCGCGUUAAAUUUCCUUCACAAGAAAGGUAUCGCCCAUAGGGAUCUGAAACCCGAAAACAUCUUGUGCGUUUAUCCGGAUAAGCUCAUACCGAUCAAACUAUGCGACUUCGAUCUUGGUUCGGGUAUCAAGUUCAACAAUUCGUUGUCAAGUCCUGUGGCUACACCGCAACUCUUAACGCCAGUCGGCAGCGCCGACUUCAUGGCUCCAGAAGUUGUGGGAGCUUUCACCGGGGAAGCGAAUUAUUACGAUAAGCGUUGCGAUCUCUGGAGCCUUGGCGUGAUCAUGUAUAUACUUCUCUGUGGUUAUCCACCUUUUUAUGGGAAUUGCGGAUCCGAUUGUGGUUGGGAGAGAGGAGAAAAUUGCGAGGCUUGCCAACAACUUUUAUUUAGCAGUAUUCAAGAAGGCAGGUACGAAUUUCCGGACAACGAAUGGAGGUGUAUUUCGGAAGAUGCGAAAGAUUUGAUCAGGGGCUUGCUGGUCAAAGAAGCCCAUCAAAGGCUCAGCGCCGAGAGUAUUCUGAAACAUCCGUGGAUCAAUCCUGGUCCAAGCUCCGUCGAAAAUCCAGAGAAGUCUCUCGUUACUCCUAGUAUUAUCAGAAGGAAUAAUUCUGCCAGAGAACUGUCAGCGUUUGCUGAAUCGGCGAUGGCUGUGAAUCGCGUGGUACUUCAACAUUUUUCCGUAAAUUUGGAGGACUUGGCGGAGAAGAGGGAACCGAGAUUAUCCACUUCGUCGACGGACGAAGAUAACCAUCCUUACGGGCACAUGUCCGACUCGAACAGCGAAUUAUCCGAACACAGUAAGGUUUGCGCGACUCAUUCCUCGAACGAAUUUGAUGUAAACUCGCGUUUGAAAUCUUGUUCGAUUCGUUCGAGUACCGAUCUGACCGAUUCGAAAACCAUUGGAAAGAAUCGAUUGAUCGGCAAGGACUCGUCGGUCCCUCGGCUGUUUGGUUUGUCACCGCCGAGCGAGAGUCGUUUGAUGCAGCGCCGUUUAAAAGCUCGUUCGGAUCUACUCGAACGUCAGACCAACAAAACAGUUAUCGCGUCCGUUAGUGGCUGAAAGGUGACGUUCUUGCGAACGAAACGAUAGUCUCCUUUCUUGGUAGCGCGUAUAAUUCGUGUUUACACGUUCGUCGCGUAAAUAUACGGAUACGAAGAAAGCGUGUACAGUAAUGUUAUCUAUCGUUAAUUGACAAAGAGUAACAAUGACAUAAGCGCGACAUUACGAUUGGCUAAGCGAAGGUUGUGUUUCAUUAAAAAUAACAAGAGCUGCAUUACAAUGAUUCGCGCAACGAUUCACGGUUAUUACACACACGAGCAUAUCUAUAUACAGCAAGACACGGAGCGACGACAUAAAACGACGUGUGUUCGCUCCGAUACACGAUUAACCACGCGCGACGCCAACAAUACACAACACUCGAUCAGACAAUAAUUUUUCCUGAAUUUCUAUAUUUCCUACAGAAUUCAGAGAAAUAUCGUGUCCGAAUAUAUCUUUAACUUUAUGUUUUUCUCCAUUUUUCUUUUGUGCUCUUGUUUCGUUUCGACGAGUCCGUCGAAUAUACUCCUCGACUUUGCGCUACAAAUAUUUAAAAUCGAUACAAGCUAUUCGUUCGGUUUAUUUGUUGAAUGUUGUUUUAUACGAUACAUUCGUUAAAUAAUAUGAACGAACAUAAGCAGAGGCAGCACAGAUUCGAUACACAUACAUAUGUACAUAUGAAAAAUUGAACGGUCGCGCAUGUUUUAAUUUCGGUUCAGAUUACAUUUAGUACAGAACGUUAAAGGAACGUAAAAAAAUAAACAAAUUUGUAAUAUGUACAUUCCACCGUCGGUAUCUAUUAGAUGAGAAAACAUAUAGCAUAAUAUAAAAAAUAAGUCACAUUAGAUAUACAACGUUUGCGUACUUUCGCUAUUAUAUGAUAUCUAGAAAAGUACAUAGUAUAUGCUCGUUCAUAUCAAUUUAUCGAAACGGAUAUACAGAGGCGCAAAAGAAAAGAAUAAAUAAUUUUGAUGAAUAUUUUUACCGAUCGUAUACGCGUAUAUUUGCUUCGUUUCUUUUUAUUAAAUCGAUUUCUUUUUAGUUCGGCCUUAAAUAUUUUUGCAACUAUAGCUAUUAUUCGACAAAAUAUCUCCGAGUUACAUUUGUCUUUUCUUUUCUAACGAUAACUUGUUCGAGAAUUAUGAGAAGCAGCAACAGCAACGCAUCUUCGGACGAAAAAAA